AACAUCUCUCCAUGAAUUGAUUGAUACCCUCCAAACCUCCACAGUCAAGCAGGAUUUUGGCGUCAAUAGAAAGAAUAUUUUCUAUACUAUUUUUUAUGAUCAAUUAAAUGUAUAAAAAUUAUUUUUUUGAGCAUCAUUUUUUUAAAAAAUAUAUUUAUUAAGAUAAUUUUUUUAUGAGAACCAAAUACACUCGACUCGUCUUGUUUCCGCAGUGGAGCUAACGUGUGCAAGCUAAUCUUUCAUGUAACUUUCAGGUAAUCCCACUUCGUACUCACUCCGCGGCAAGCUAGCUGCCAAAAUCAGAAUAAUUUUAAAUAAGGUCGUCUGCGGACGCGGUCAGCUCGCACUCCAACCUAACCGAAUGGGCACGCUGGCUUUUGGCAUUCAAGGGACGAAACGCUCGCGCUCUAUAUAAAAUCCCAGCUCGGUGCUGCUUUGAGGCACCAAGCCAUCCCAUUUCCUUCUUUCCACUACCCAACCGAGGAAAAAUGGCACCAUCCCGUCUUGCACAGUUCCUCCUCUUCCUCAUCCUUUCCUUAAUACUCUCCCGCUCCGACGCCGGGCGCAUCGCCAUCUACUGGGGCCAGAACGGCAACGAGGGCACCCUCGCCGAGACCUGCGCCACCGGAAACUACGCCUUCGUCAACCUGGCCUUCCUCUGCACCUUCGGCGCCGGCAGGACUCCGCAGCUCAACCUCGCAGGCCACUGCGACCCUUACUCCAGCGGCUGCACCGGCCUGAGCAGCGACAUCAAGUCCUGCCAGGCCAAAGGCGUCAAGGUCAUGCUCUCCAUCGGCGGCGGCGCCGGGGCCUACUCCUUGGCUUCCAAAGAUGACGCCGGGCAAGUAGCUCGAUACAUCUGGAACAGCUACCUCGGCGGGAAGUCCUCUUCUCGGCCUCUAGGCGAUGCGGUGCUCGACGGCGUCGACUUCGACAUCGAGGGAGGGAGCCCUGACCACUACGACGACCUGGCGAGGUCCCUCUCAGCUUACAGUACCAAGGGGAAGAAGGUCUACCUGACGGCGGCGCCGCAGUGCCCGUACCCGGAUGCUUGGGUCGGCGGAGCCCUCGACACCGGGCUCUUCGACUACGUCUGGGUGCAAUUCUACAACAAUCCACCAUGCCAGUAUUCGCCGGGGGCGGUGACCAAUCUGGAGGAUGCUUGGAAGCAGUGGACGUCGGGGAUCAAGGCCACCAAAAUGUUCCUUGGCUUGCCGGCGGCGCCGGAUGCGGCCGGGAGUGGGUUCAUUCCGGUCGGGGACCUCAAGUCUCAGGUGCUUCCGGCGCUGAAGAAGUCUACCAAGUAUGGAGGGGUGAUGCUGUGGUCCAAGUACUAUGAUGACCAGACGGGGUACAGCAAGGCUAUCAAGCCUGAUAUCUGAUUUGGAUUAGCUGUGCCUCUCUUGUUGGAUGCUACUGCUUUAGAAUCUGGGGAACUUAAAUACUGUGUGAAAUCUUAAGCUCAUGUAGUUUAUAUAUAUAUAUAUAUAUAUGUAGUGGGGUUGUGAUUGUGAGUGUUGGAGAUGGCCGGGCUGGGUGUGUUUUAUAUUCCUCAUGAAGAUAUUUAAAGUUCUUUGCACUUCCGUUUUGA
Messenger RNA from Phoenix dactylifera (date palm), 1591 nucleotides. The record is from RefSeq and is a predicted model, not a curated record. Lineage: Eukaryota; Viridiplantae; Streptophyta; Magnoliopsida; Arecales; Arecaceae.